Messenger RNA from Balaenoptera musculus (blue whale), 3014 nucleotides. It is a transcript of the gene TRIM11, whose product is annotated as tripartite motif containing 11. The transcript has 6 exons. The record is from RefSeq and is a predicted model, not a curated record. NCBI's taxonomy places the organism in Eukaryota, Metazoa, Chordata, Mammalia, Artiodactyla, Balaenopteridae. The coding region runs from base 283 to 1689 and encodes 468 amino acids. Gene Ontology annotation, molecular function: zinc ion binding; protein binding.
UUCCGCCCCCACUUCGACUCCUCUUCCUGCCUGCGUAAGGUAUUCCUAGGCCCUACGUUCCCGGAGCCUCUGCAGUCCCGGAGCAGUAUAUUCCGCAGCCCAGGAGCCGCGCAGCCUUGGACCCCGGAGCCCCUGCGCUCCGAAGCUCCCCGAGUGCCCCGGUGCCCUGCAACUCGCGUCCCCGGAGACCCCGCGUCCUUGCGCGCUCCCCAUAGUCCCGGCAGCGGCCGGCCACCGCCCGACCCGGCGGACCACACUGCCCUCCUCCGUUACACCGGUGCCAUGGCCGCCCCGGACCUGUCCACCAACCUCCAAGAGGAGGCCACCUGCGCCAUCUGCCUCGACUACUUUACGGAUCCGGUGAUGACCGACUGCGGCCACAACUUCUGCCGCGAGUGCAUCCGGCGCUGCUGGGGCCAGCCCGAGGGCCCGUACGCGUGCCCCGAGUGCCGCGAGCUGUCCCCGCAGAGGAACCUGCGACCCAACCGACCGCUCGCCAAGAUGGCCGAGAUGGCGCGGCGCCUGCACCCUCCGUCUCCCGUCCCACAGGGCGUGUGCGCCGCGCACCGCGAGCCACUGGCCGCCUUCUGCGGCGAAGAGCUGCGCCUGCUCUGCGCGGCCUGCGAGCGCUCGGGGGAGCACUGGGCGCACCGAGUGCGUCCACUGCAGGACGCGGCCGACGAUCUCAAGGGCAAGCUGGAGAAAUCCCUGGAGCAUCUGCGGAAGCAAAUGGAGGAUGCACUGCUGUUCCAGGCCCAGGCGGAGGAGACCUGCUCCUUGUGGCAGAAGAUGGUGGAGACCCAGCGGCAGAAUGUGCUGACGGAGUUUGAGAGGCUGCGCCGUCUGCUUGUGGAGGAGGAGCAGCGGCUGCUGCAGAGGCUGGAGGAGGAAGAGCUGGAGGUGCUGCCCCCCUUGCGGGAGAGCGCGGCCCGGCUCGGACAGCAGAGCGCCCAGCUGGCCGAGCUCAUCACUGAGCUGGAGGGGCGCUGCCAGCUACCAGCACUGGGGCUGCUGCAGGAUAUCAGGGACACCCUGCGCAGAGUCCAGGACGUGAAGCUACAGCCUCCUGAGGUGGUGCCCAUGGAGAUGAGGACGGUGUGCAGGGUCCCAGGGCUGGUGGAGGCCUUGCGGAGGUUCCGAGGGGACAUGACCCUGGAUCCUGACACCGCCAACCCGGAGCUGGUACUGUCAGAGGACAGGAGGAGCGUGCGGCGGGGGGACCUGCGGCAGGCCCUGCCCGACAGCCCUGAGCGGUUCGACCCCGGGCCUUGUGUGCUGGGCCGGGAGCCCUUGACCUCGGGCCGCCACUACUGGGAGGUGGAGGUCGGGGAGCGGGCCAGCUGGGCCCUGGGCGUCUGCAGAGAGAACGCCAACCGCAAGGAGAAGGGCGAGCUGUUUGCUGGUAACGGGUUCUGGAUCCUGGUGUUCCUGGGGAGCUACUACAACUCCUCCGAGCGGGCUUUUGCCCCUCUCCGAGACCCACCCCGGCGCGUGGGCAUCUUUCUGGACUACGAGGCUGGACAUCUGUCCUUCUACAGUGCCAACGAUGGGUCGCUCUUGUAUACCUUUCCUGAGACGCCCUUCUCGGGGACCCUGCGGGCCCUCUUCUCACCUCUGUCCAGCAGCCCAACCCCUAUGACCAUCUGCAGGCCGAAAGGUGGGCCUGGGGACAUGCUGGCUCCCCAGUGAGCAGGCCUCUCAUAGCCUCUUGUCCUGCCUUCCGAGUCUUCGAGACACUUGAAAAACCUGAGAAGAGGGUGCUUGUCCUCUGAGCUAUGGAAAACACUCGUAAUGCCACUCGGAUACGUGGAGCAAACUGAACUCUGUCACUGCCACUCCCAGGAAGCCAUGUGUGAGUGUGUGCAGGCUGGGCUGUCCUCCCUGGGGGGACUCUCCAAGGUCAUCAGGUGCUGAGACCCCAUUCACCAGUGCACCACACACAGUCCUUCGCAGAGCCCUGAGCCUAGGGCCCUGGUAGCUCUGGUUCCAGGAGCCUCACCAGCUGGCCCCACCCAGCCUCAGUCUGGGGUGAGACACCAGGGCCUGCAGAACUCUCAGCUGCAGUCUGGGCACCCCCCCAAACCCUGGGGCCACACCUCGAGAAAGCUGCUGUCUUGUGAGACUGCUGGCCAAGAGGUGGCUCCAGGCCCACCAGCCUGUCUUGGGGUCUGGUCCAAACUGGUGGAGGGGGUGGGGGUGGGUCUGGAUGUAGUUGCCUCAGAUUAACUGGGGUGCAGCAGAGUCCUCAGGUGACAGGUGAUGUGGGAAAGGCCACAGGGAGGGAACUGGGAGCAAGUCACUGAAUAAAGUGGUUGAUUAACUAGGACACACAGAUGCCCUCAAAUCCCCCUGAACGUGGCCCACUCAGGGCUUCUGGAAAAAGCUCCUUCCCUGGUUCCCAGUGCAGAGGUUCAGUUCUGGGAGGGCCGAGGGCCUGGAGGUGAGUGUGAGGCUCAGAAAUGACACCUCACUGUUUCCAUCUGAGUGGCACUGAGAACAGCAAGCUGGCGUUGCCCUCUCAAAUGCCUCUUCAGUGGUCCGUGGGGUGGUCCCUGAACUCAGAACCCAGAGUCUCACUCCUGCCUGGGGGAGGGGGUGAGGCCACAGAGAGCCCUGGCUUACAAAGUCCAGGGUUCGUUUUUGCUUUAAGUUUUGACGCUUCUUCACCCUUCUCAAGAAGGUGUGAUGCAGCGUCUCUGCACCCCUAGAUUUUUAUUAAUUGUAAGGACCAUUCUCACAGUAAAUAAACUAACAGUUGUCUGUAGUCCCCUUAUCUUUUAGGUUGGGGGGUGGGGAGAUCCUCCAGAGGGCCCACCCUCUGGGAGGGGAUACAGAAACAAGAUGCUCACUGGUAAAGUCGGGGAUGCAGCUGCUGCCCACACAAGCACAGCAACUCCCAGGUAUGGUUUCCAUGUUCUCUGGCUCAACACGUGUGUUCAUUUCAUGCAGGUACUGUGGGCAGUUUUUUCCUUUUUUUCAGAUAACCUGAUAAACAUUUCCCAUGUUCCACUGUG